AUGUCGUCGACAACUAAAGAUGUGGAAGUUCAUGUUGAAUAUGCUGAUCAACAGAAUAUCAACAAAUUCGCACGCAAUAAUGCAAAAUUAACCGAAUUGAAAGAAGAAAUCGAAACUAAACGAAAAGAAUUAACAUCCUUGUCGGAUGCUCGUGAAGCUCUUGAUGAAUUAGCUAUUCUAUCUGAUAUUCCCACGGCGCCAUUACUUGUUGGAGAAACAUUUCUUAUUGAGCCAACUGAAGAUAUCUUGACUUCGUUAGAUGGACGAAAAACAAAAAUCGAAGCAGAGAUCGAUGACAUUCAAUCGCGUAUGCAAACAAUUCAAGGUGUUCUCAGUGAUUUAAAGGUGAAAUUAUAUGGAAAAUUUGGCAAAAGUAUCAAUCUCGAGAAUGAUGAAGAAUAA
Molecule: messenger RNA, 402 nt
Organism: Adineta ricciae
Lineage: Eukaryota; Metazoa; Rotifera; Eurotatoria; Adinetida; Adinetidae
Source: the annotation of a GenBank genome assembly